Messenger RNA from Dunckerocampus dactyliophorus (ringed pipefish), 2886 nucleotides. Its product is annotated as acyl-coenzyme A thioesterase 1-like. Gene Ontology annotation, molecular function: fatty acyl-CoA hydrolase activity. The transcript is spliced from 4 exons. The coding region runs from base 338 to 1588 and encodes 416 amino acids. The record is from RefSeq and is a predicted model, not a curated record. Lineage: Eukaryota; Metazoa; Chordata; Actinopteri; Syngnathiformes; Syngnathidae. Gene Ontology annotation, biological process: fatty acid metabolic process; acyl-CoA metabolic process.
UGUCUCAUCCCUCUCUGUCAGUACAAUCAUCAAAGUACAGCUAGACAUUUUUAAAUUUGUUGACACUCGAACGUAAAUACUUAAAACCUUACAUGAGGUGUCACAGCAGCACAAAUGCUGUGUAACAUGAAAAGAAAGAAACCCGAAUCCAAGCCCCGUCAUUUGGGCGGAGUGUUAAAUCACUGUCAUUUUGGAGUGAAGGAGCACAUUGCUAUAGCUUCCUUAGAAUGUGUGCUCUACAAGCUCAAGCACAUAUCGAUCCUGCUGCGCUCAAAAGAUGCUGUAGCGACGUCACUGAAAGCGAGUUUUGGAACAUUUCUGAGUCACAAGAACUGAAAUGGCUUUCUCUCAGAUCCGCCUUAAAAUCCUCCCCAGUGUUCGUUGUCUGUUUGACAAACUGGUCCAAGUGAGAGUGGAGGGUCUCGCUCCCCACAAACCAGUAGAAUUAAGGUCCAGGCUGGUUGAUGACAAAGGGGUAGUUUUCAAAGCGUCUGCCCUCUACAAAGCUGAUGAAACGGGCCUGGUAGACGUGAGCAGUGCCCCCUCUCUGGGAGGGAGCUACACCGGAGUGGAGCCCAUGGGUUUGCUGUGGGCCAUGGCGCCAGAGACUCCACACCGAAAACUUGUGAAAAAGAACGUGCUGAGCCCGACCAUAGUUGAGAUAGCGGCACACAACGGCGACACUGGAGAACUCCUUGCCUGUGAAACCAAUGAGAGAGGAUACAUGAUGGAGGGCAUGAAGAGAAUCCCUGUGCAGGAAGGAAGAGUGCGAGGAGUCCUGUUCAUCCCUCCAGGAAAAGGGCCAUUCCCUGGAAUCGUGGAUUUAUAUACUUUCGGUGGAGGCCUCGGUGAACAAAGAGCCAGCCUUUUGGCAAACAAAGGUUUUGUGGUGCUGGCGCUGGCCUAUUAUGGCUACCAAGAUUUACCGAAAAACCCCAAACGCUUGGACUUGGAAUAUCUUGAAGAGGCUGCAAACUAUCUACAGAAUCAUCCAGAGGUUCAAGGUCCCGGCAUAGGCGUCAUAUCAAUGUCUCAUAGUGGCGCUCUGGGUUUGUCCAUGGCAUCUUUUCUCCCAGGUAUCACAGCAACUGUCUGUAUUAAUGGCUGCAAUGCAAAUACUGUGAUUCCAUUACACUACAAGGAUAUUGUUAUACCGCCACUCCAACCUCUCAUGGAGAACACGCAAAUGACAGAAUCUGGGAUUGCAGAUAUACGUACCGUCAUGCCGGACCCAACCCUGGAAAGAAACAGAGCGUCUUUGAUUCCGAUAGAGCGUGCCACGUGCCACUUUCUAUUUGCUGUCUCGGAAGACGACCACAAUUGGACCAGCGCUUUUUUUGCCAAGCAGGCCGCUGAGCUUUUGGAGAGUCACGGCAAGGAAUCAUUUCAGGUGGUUUCUUAUCCGAAUGCUGGUCACCUUCUGGAGGUUCCUUACAUGCCCUUGUGCCCAUCUGGGUUCCAUGCAGCAAUAGGGAGUGCUGUGGUGUUUGGUGGGGAGCCAAAAGCCCACUCGGAGGCUCAGCUGGACCUGUGGGAGCGAGUCCAAGAGUUCUUUAAGAGACACUUGAACAACACCGGCACUAUUUAGGUAGCGUGCCGUGUAUCCAAGUCUGGUUGCCAACAAUGCUCAUAUCCUGUACAAUUUGAGAAGCGUUUGAAAUUAUAUUCAUUGGCAGUUAUGAGCGUUGCUGAAGGGGUGGUGGUUACAUUUAGUCAUUUACAGGUGCAGUCAUAAGUUUACAUAUACUCAUCAUUGGAAUCAAUCUUAUACUGUAUACUGUACUGUGUGAACCCUUCUUUUUCCAGGUUCAAAUGAUUAUGCAACAUUUAUAGUCAAAUAAGAGACGUUUCUUUCAUGUUAAUCCCUCGUUUAUCACGGUUAAUUGCCCCAUCGACUGCGAUAAGUGAAUUUUCGUGCAGUUGGGUUCUAUAGUAAUAAAUUGAAUAUUUUCAUAGUUAGAGCACAGAAAACCUGUUCAUGACCCUCUAAGUACGGUUUUCACCAUUAUUAGAGCCCUGUAGACAUGAAAUAACACCCCUAUAGUCGACCUUUACGCUUGUAUUACUCAAUUUAGUAAACAUAAUUAUAGAAAAUAAGCCAUCUUAGAGAUAAAUAGGAUAAGACUCACACGUUAGCAAAGUUACUGACACCAGGAGACCAGUGUAGCAUACUUCUCUCCUGUCGCUGUUUGUGGUUCAGGAGAGAUUCACGAUGCGCUUCAAUCGCUUCAUUAACAAACAGAGAACACGUGCAGUGAACAUUCACACAGGAGCUGCUGUCGGCCACUCCCGACACUGCUAACAUGCUGUGAGCACACAGCUAACAGUCAACUGUAGCUAGCUGAUGCCACAGAUGGCCCUGCUUCUUAAAGGCGCACACAACAAGUCACAGACACUGUAUUGCACUUCAUAUCACGUCCUUUGAAUGCCUUAUAUUUGUAUACUCGUUCAUUUAGCCAUUUUUAUGCUCGACAGCGCUCAAUUUAGCCCAUGAAUAUGUACAAUUUGCUAAAAAAUGCUUUGUUUUUGCUAAUAAUAGAUCAUAUUCAACCAUGAAACAGCGACCAUUUAUGAAUACAUUUUAAAAAAACUGAAAUAGAGUGGGGGUUUUGUCAUUGUUAUGAACUACUGUGAUUAAGGGUGACAGUUUUAUACUUUAAAAGCAAUGGUAUUGGUUUUGUAUCGCUAAGAAGAUUUGUCGUAUUACCUACUGUAUAACUGCUUUGCUGUGAUUUAUAACACUGUAAGUGAUUGUGUGUGUUUAUGGUACAUUUUGGGAUGUUUGUGGCUGUUUCGGGUCCAAAAAGACAAGCAAUCCACUGGUUGCAUGUAUCAAGUUGCAGCUCAAUACAGGUAACCCAUUCAAUGGGCAGAGAAUCUUAAAUA